Salvia splendens (bonfire salvia) is the source of this 792-nucleotide messenger RNA. RefSeq names its product secreted RxLR effector protein 161-like. The coding region runs from base 1 to 792 and encodes 263 amino acids. Lineage: Eukaryota; Viridiplantae; Streptophyta; Magnoliopsida; Lamiales; Lamiaceae. The transcript has a single exon. The record is from RefSeq and is a predicted model, not a curated record.
AUGAAGGAUCUUGGCAAUGCCAAGAAGAUUCUGGGCAUGGAUAUGGUUAGAGACAGAGGCAGAGGUGAGUUAAGACUGACACAGAGAGACUACCUAGAUAAAGUGCUGAAGAGGUUUCAGAUGCAAGACUCAAAACCAGUCACACUCCCUAUGGCACAGCAGUUCAGGCUCAGCAAGGAGCAAUGUCCAGCUACUGAUGCACAGAGAAAGGAAAUGGACAAGAUCCCUUAUGCUAGCAUUAUUGGAAGUAUAAUGUAUACGAUGGUUUGUACCAGACCUGAUGUUGCCCAUGCCAUGUGUGUAGUGAGUAGAUUCAUGGCUGAUCCUGGGAUAGAGCAUUGGCAUGCCCUUAAGUGGUUGAUGAGGUACCUAAAGGGGACAACUGAUUAUGCCAUAGUGUUCAGAAGAAGUAAGAGUCAAGGUGGAGAUCAGUUGAUUGGUUUCUCAGACUCAGAUUAUGCAGUGAGUUAUGACACCCGGAAGUCACAAUCUGGCUAUGUGUUCACUCUAAAUGGUGCUGCUGUGAGUUGGAAAUCUUGCCUUCAAUCAGUAGUGGCUCUCUCUACUACAGAAGCAGAGUACAUAGCUCUUGCUGAGGCAGUGAAGGAGUCAUUUUGGCUGAAGGGGAUCCUUGGAGACUUUGGGGUUAAGCAAGAUUCUGUGGAGAUAAAGUGUGACUCUGCAAGUGCAAUCUGUCUAACUAAGCACCAGACCUUUCAUGAAAGGAGCAAGCAUGUGGAUGUGAGGCUUCAUUUCAUACGUGAUGAGGUGAAUAAGGGAGCAGUGAGGUGA